This is a messenger RNA of Talaromyces marneffei, 3054 nucleotides long. RefSeq lists its product as uncharacterized. Gene Ontology annotation, cellular component: nuclear pore. Bases 1 to 3054 code for a protein of 1017 amino acids. The transcript is spliced from 5 exons. Lineage: Eukaryota; Fungi; Ascomycota; Eurotiomycetes; Eurotiales; Trichocomaceae. The record is from RefSeq and is a predicted model, not a curated record. Gene Ontology annotation, molecular function: structural constituent of nuclear pore. Gene Ontology annotation, biological process: protein import into nucleus; poly(A)+ mRNA export from nucleus.
AUGGCUUCAGGAGGAUUUGGUGGCUCACUCUUCGGAGGAAAUAAAGGAUCAUCGAUUUUAGGAACCGGCCAGCCCGCGCAAGCAGGCACCUCAGGCUUGUUUUCUACAAAUCAACAACCGAUUCAACAGCAGCCGCAACCACAGCAGACAUCACAGAACCCACUGCCACCGCUGGCACAAUCGACGCAAUCCACCCAAGCUACACAGCCUGCCUUCUUCAACAGCCUCCUGGAACGAGGAAAGAAACGUCCAUUUGCCGCUGGGUCGCAGGAUAACAGUUAUGGGGAAUUGCCUAGCCUUCAGUUAGGCCUUGAUGAUAUUCGCCGGAAAGCUAGGGAGCUUGGUGGCCAGGAUAAAAAAGCCACGCGUCAACCAGGACGUGAUCAAAAGGCACAUUAUCUCCUCGCCGCGUCAGGUAUUUCGCCGGGACAUGCGCUCCGCGAUCUGAAAGCCCUCGAUUCUCAGGCAUCUAUACCCAGCCCCUUCAAGCAAGCCGAAGGCUUCGACCCUGAUAAUGCGAAAUUCAUGAAAAAUGUACAACAGCGCGGUCGACAGGCUAUGGUUGCAGAAAGCCUUGCCCGUGUUCACCGAGAUUUUGAUACCUUCUUGGAGGAAAAGGUUAACAUGAAUUGGGAUGACCAACGCCGCAAGAUCUUUCAACAUUUUGGUCUAUCGUCUCGGGACGAUUUGGCAGGUGGUGACAGUCUCAAUCGGGGCUCAUUUGGGCGCUCUGCUACACAUCCCAGGCAGCCCGGCGGUGCGACAGGCACUCGAAGUAUAUUUGGGCGCUCUGGUUUGGAGAAAUCUGUAAUUGGACAACCUGGUGGUUCUCUUUCCAGCUCGCAGCUUUUUGCAGAUCAUGGCGAUAGGGGCGAAGCUGGAGUUCAGGGUCCGGACACUCGCUUUUUGCGCGAGAAGAUGAGCCUCUUUGCUAGGAAGGUUGGAGAUCUCAAUGCGGCAAGGCUUGAGGAAAAACCAUAUGCCAUCUUCCAUGAGUUCGGCAGUGUAGAGGACCAUCCUGGUGGUGAUGUGCCACGACAACUAGCGGGAGCCUACCAAGCUCUGAUAUCUAUGACUGGAGAAGCACGCAAUGUGACCAGUUUCGGGGAACUCGGCGCUAUCAAGGAGAGGGAGUUUGCUAGUGACUAUCUGAACGAAUUAACCACAUCAAAAGGCGCUACCAGUUUGAGGAAAAGGAUCGUUGAGGGCUCUAGAGUAUACCUGGAGAGGCUAUUCUACUCCGAAGUUGAGGCUGUCAUUGUGAAGAACCCACGUGAAGCACAACUGGGUGGAAUUCCCUCGACCAUCAAUAGAAUUCGCGCAUACAUCCGCCUUCGUGCUGCCAGAAAAGAUCUCGCACCAGACGGAACGGAACUACAAAUAGUCGGCGAAGAUUACUGUUGGAUUUUGAUAUUCUUCCUACUUCGAUGCGGCUUUGUGACUGAAGCUGCGGAAUAUGUCAGCUCUGAUCCAGGUUUCCGAUCACUUGAUCAUAAGUUUGUUACGUACAUGACCACAUAUGCGCAAAGCAGGAGGCUGCCGCGAGAUUUGCAACAAAAGAUUAAUGGAGAGUACCAACAACGUCUGCGAAAUGCGCCAGAGAAUACCAUUGAUCCUUACCGGAUGGCUUGUUACAAGAUCAUCGGUCGAUGCGACCUGGGCCGCAGACGAUUAGAUGGUGUUGGCCAGGGCGUUGAGGAUUGGAUGUGGCUGCAGUUCGUUCUAGCCAGAGAAGAUGACCGUGUGGAAGAAUUUGCAGGGAAUGUCUUUGGUCUUGAGGAUAUUCAAACCGACAUUACAGAAAUCGGUCAACGCGUAUUUGCAAAAGGACAAGACACACCAGGCGGUUAUGGAACAUUUUUCCUCUUGCAAAUAUUGGGCGGCAUGUUUGAACAAGCAAUUUCGUAUCUUGGGUCUCAUGCUCCGGUUAGUGCUGUGCACUUUGCAGUUGCCCUAGAUUACUACGGACUUUUGCGUGUCGCAGACUUUUAUACAGGCGGAGAGGAGAUUCUAUCCUUUACAACGAAGCAAUUCCCACAGAUCAACUUUGCCUACUUGAUCACGCAAUAUACGCGUGAAUUCCGGACUGGCAAUGUUGAAGCAGCUAUCGAUUAUUUUACACUUAUUUGUCUGAAUGCCGAUUUGCCCGGUGCACUCGGAAAGUCGCAAGCAUCUGUUUGUCAUGAAGCCUUACGAGAGUUCAUCUUGGAAACUAGAGAUUUUGCGAAAUUGCUGGGUGAUAUUAGGGCAGACGGCGUGAGAAUCAAGGGUGCUAUAGAACGACGACUUAAGCUCAUCAAGCUCGUCGACCAAGACGAGUUCCUCAGAACGAUCACAGUGCAAGCAGCAACAGUUGCAGAUGACAAGGGGUUAAUCGCCGACGCAGUACUUCUCUACCAUCUCGCCGAGGACUACGAUCAUGUCAUUGAAAUUAUCAACCGCUCUCUAUCAGACACCGUCGCACUAGAUCUAGGUCAAUCAGUCUCAGACUUUCAACCCUUAAAGCCCAGAGUUGAACAGGGGGCGUCAGAACCGGGCAGCAGCCUCAGUUUGACGACUGUCGACGAUCCCAUGACUUUGGCCAGGAACAUGAUUAGUCUCUACAAUAGCAACGCACUCUACUACCAAAAGAUUCGCCAAAUCCACCGCGAUGCAUGCGGGCUGUUGCUCCGAAUGUUGAAAGCAAAGGGUCAAGUUGAAAUCGGUAAUUGGGCACCAGCACUAGACGCAAUAAAUGAUCUCGGAAUUCUGCCCCUCCGCGCAAAGGGCUCAGUACCCUACAUUCGCAACGCAGCUCAAUCUUUCGCAUCUCUACCAAGCGUAAUUUCACGAAACAUUGGACCACUAAUCAUCUGGAGCAUAACCUGCAUCGGCCGCGAACGCGAGCGACUCUUUGCAGGUGCCUAUGAGAACGAGAUUCGUCAAGCUCUUGCUGAGGAACUGUUGGCAAUGGCCAAGGAUCUGAUGCUAUUUGCGGGUAUGAUUAAGUAUAAGUUGCAACCGAGGGUUUAUGAGACCUUGGCCAGGGCGGGGGCCGAGAUUGGUGCUUUCUAA